AUGAGUUUGAUAAAAAUCCAGCUGCUGAUUGGUCACCACGAAGAUUUUCCCUCUCAGCCACAGGGGGGGAGUUCCACUUUGAAGCAGGAGAUUUCACUUUACCCCCAGAUGAAAGAGGAAGAGGAGGAAAUUUGGAUCACUCAGGAGGGUGAGUGCCUUUUAGGGCCGCAGGAAGGUGAUCUCACCAAGUUGCCACUGACUAUUGUCUCUGUGAAGACUGAAGAUGAUGAGGAGAAACCCCAACUAGACAACCUUUUAGCUCCACUAUCAGAUAGCGAGGCUGAAUACGAGGUUGAAGAAACUUUGAGCAGCGAUACAGACUGUGAAGGCGAUAUGAGGACUCACACUGACAACAAACACUCUGAAUGCUCUAAAAAAAAGACCGGCAAAAAAAGUUUGGACUGCUCAGUUUGUGGUACAAGAUGUGCUAAAAAGAGCCAUUUAACUGAACACAUGAGAACACACACAGGCGAAAAACCGUUUAUGUGUUCAGUUUGUGGUAAAAGUUUCACUUACAGGGGCAAUUUAACUCAACACAUUAGAACACACAAAGGGGAAAAACCAUUUAACUGUUCAGUUUGUAGUAAAAGCUUUUCUCUGAAGGCCCAUUUGACUCAACACAUGAGAACGCACACAGGAGAAAGACCAUUUAUUUGUUCAGUUUGUGGCAAAAGAUGCACUAAUAAGAGCCACGUGACGGAACACAUGAGAACACACACGGGUGAAAAACCAUUUAUUUGUUCAGUUUGUGGCAAAAGCUUUAUACAAAAGAGCCACUUGACCGAACACAUGAGAACACACACAGGAGAAAAACCGUUUAUUUGUUCAGUGUGUGGCAAAAGCUUUACUCGAAAGUGCAAUUUGACUCAACACACGAGAACGCACACGGGAGAAAAACCAUUCAAUUGCUCAGAUUGCGGUAAAAGUUUUUCCCAAAACAGCACUUUGACUCAACACAUGAAACUACACGCAGAAGAAAAAACAUGAAUAUGUACAGUUUAUGGUAAACUAUUAUUCCCUAAUGUAGACAUGGUAAGACACAAAUGAAAACACAGGAGAAAAACAACAAGCUUUUAAGUUUGUGGUGAAAGUAUUUUGUUUUCCGAAUACAAUAGGGAUGUAAAGAUAUGAACAUUUUACAUCACGGUUUUAGUCACCAAAAUGAUUAUGAUUAUCAUUAUUGUGGUAUUGGUA
Messenger RNA from Nerophis lumbriciformis (worm pipefish), 1194 nucleotides. RefSeq lists its product as uncharacterized. Gene Ontology annotation, molecular function: RNA polymerase II cis-regulatory region sequence-specific DNA binding; DNA-binding transcription factor activity, RNA polymerase II-specific. The record is from RefSeq and is a predicted model, not a curated record. Lineage: Eukaryota; Metazoa; Chordata; Actinopteri; Syngnathiformes; Syngnathidae. Gene Ontology annotation, biological process: regulation of transcription by RNA polymerase II.